This is a messenger RNA of Hydra vulgaris (swiftwater hydra), 1222 nucleotides long. RefSeq lists its product as uncharacterized. Gene Ontology annotation, biological process: DNA recombination; DNA integration. Gene Ontology annotation, molecular function: DNA binding. The record is from RefSeq and is a predicted model, not a curated record. NCBI's taxonomy places the organism in Eukaryota, Metazoa, Cnidaria, Hydrozoa, Anthoathecata, Hydridae.
AAUUAAUAUGACCAAAAUUAAAAUCGAAGAUUGGAGGAAAAGUUAUAAAAGAAAAGAAAAACUCCAAACUCAGGAAAAAAAAAUUUUUAAUUAUGAAAAACUCCUAACACCAGAGCACCUUUCAAUAUACCUGAACCAUGAGCAUGCUUUAAAUGCGAAAAGAUUAUUUGAUCUGUUAACACAAAAUCCGUUAUUGGUUUUAUCUCAAACUGAUUUUUGCUGUAUUAGGGAUUAUUUGUAUAUUGUUAUUGGAUUUUCUACUGCAAAUAGAUCUGGAGUAAUUUCAAAUAUGACAACUGGUGAAUUUUUCAAGGCAAAAGAAGUUGAAAAUCUAUGGGUUAUUUCUGUAUGGGACCAUAAAACUGCAAUGGAUUAUGGUCCUGCAGAUGUAAUGAUUGAAGAUGAACAUUAUCAACAACUUAAAAUCUUUGUGAAUUUUGCUAGAAAUAAGGUUACCUCCAAAGGUUUUGAUAACGUUUUUUUAUCCUGGAGCGGGAACAAAAUGAGUUCCGGGGAAAUAAGUGAUCGGCUAAAUAGUCUUUUUACUAAGGUUGGAAUUCGAGAUAAAUCAGCUAAAGCUAGACUUUGUUUUAACGAUUUAAGAAGAUCGACUUCAACUUUUGUAAGAGACAAAAAAAAAGGUUUUGAAGACGUUGUUGCGGAGGCUAUGAAUCAUAGCAAAUUGACUACUGACAAACACUAUAACGUUAAGAACAGAAAACAAAGUGUGGCUAUGGGAACAAAGAUUAUCAGAGACCAUUAUUUUUCUGAGAAUCCUCCCAGUACUCCGAAGAAAAUUUGGUCGAAAGAUGAAACUGAUUUUUUAAAAAAAUCAUUACUUGAAAAGGGUUGCUCUUCCCCUAGUUUAAGUGAAAUAAAAAAUAGUAUUAGCGACUAUGCAAACAUUAAUGCAUCACCAACUCAAAUUUGUAGCAAAUGUCGAAGCUUGAAAAGAUACGAGGGGGACACAAUCAAGAAACUUGAUUCUUCAACUCAACAAAAAUUAUAUCUUUGGGAGAGAGACGAUCUAAAUAUAUUAGUUACCAUUGGAAAAGAAUUUAUUGAUGGUGGUUCCGUUACAAAAAAACGUGUUGAGACGGUUUUAGGUAACACCCCGUUAUUUUCAAAGUUUAAUUUAUCUCAAAUUAGAACAAGAAUAAACUAUGAAAAAACAAAAAAAAAAUACAAAUAAAAAAUAAAUAAACAAGCAUGAUACAAGGUG